UUGCCUCAAUCUAGUCAGCGAUAGCAGCUGUGGCAUACAUGCGCGUGGAGACAUAAUAUUAUAUGUGAUUAUUUCGAACGGCUUGCAACUAAUUUGUACUAGUGUUUUAUUUCUGAAAAACAAAAUGGACGUUUUGUCUAGGAUACGCAGUCACCAACGCACUCCCUCGGGGUCCAGAGACUUCAAGGAGGCGACCAAGCGGGAUGCCCUUGCCCGACUCGAGGUGGAGUUGGAGCGACUCGUGGGGACUUUGCCGGAGAACAAGCGACCCCAUGUCGAGAAGGAGCUGAAGGGGUUCAAGAAUUUGUUCAGCAGAUUCUUGGCCGAACAGGGCCCGUCAGUGUCAUGGGACAAAAUCCAGAAACUACCAGAAGGUGCAGUGAUAGAUUACUCCACGCUUACAACUCCGACCACAGAUAAUAUACAUCACAUGCUGGAUAAGCUAGUUGUGGUCAAACUAAACGGUGGUCUUGGCACCUCCAUGGGCUGCAAGGGACCUAAGUCUGUGAUCCAAGUGAGGAAUGACCUCACCUUCCUCGACUUGACUGUGCAGCAAAUAGAGCAUCUGAACAAAACUUACAAAUGCAACGUUCCGCUGGUGCUGAUGAACUCCUUCAACACGGAUGAGGACACUCAGAAGGUGAUUCGCAAGUACAAGGGUCUGAAGCUGGACAUCCACACCUUCAAUCAGUCCUGCCACCCCCGCAUCAACCGAGAAUCGCUGCUACCCGUCACCAAGUCCGGAGACGUGCACUCAGAUAUCGAAGCAUGGUAUCCCCCAGGACACGGUGACUUCUACGAAUCCUUCCACAACUCGGGUCUUUUGGAUAAGUUCAUAAACGAGGGCAGGACCUACUGUUUCAUCAGUAACAUAGACAACCUGGGCGCUACAGUAGAUCUCAACAUCCUGAAUCUCCUUCUAAAUCCAAGCCAGAGCACAAGCUCCGAAUUCGUCAUGGAAGUGACCGACAAAACCAGAGCCGAUGUCAAAGGAGGUACCCUGAUCCAGUAUGAGGAUAAGCUACGUCUUUUAGAAAUAGCCCAAGUGCCGAAAGAACACGUCGAUGACUUCAAAUCUGUGAGCCAGUUCAAGUUCUUCAACACCAACAAUUUAUGGGCAAAACUGGGUGCUAUAAAAAGAGUAGUGAACCAAGGGUCUCUCAACAUGGAGAUAAUUGUGAACAACAAGAGUUUAGCAGACGGCCUGAACGUGAUCCAACUGGAAACAGCUGUCGGAGCAGCUAUGAAGUGUUUCGAUGGUGGAAUAGGAGUGAAUGUCCCAAGGAGCAGAUUCCUUCCGGUGAAGAAGACGUCGGAUCUGUUGCUUGUCAUGUCAAAUCUGUACAGCCUCUCGCACGGGUCGCUGGUGAUGUCCCCGCAGAGGAUGUUCCCGUCGACACCGCUGGUAAAACUUGGGGACAACCAUUUCGCGAAGGUCAAGGAGUUCCUGAAUAGGUUCGCGACGAUACCAGACCUAAUAGAACUUGAUCAUCUGACUGUUUCUGGUGACGUCACAUUCGGUAGAGGCGUGUCUUUAAAGGGCACUGUGAUCAUCAUCGCGAACCACGGAGACAGGAUUGAUAUCCCGUCUGGAGCGCUGCUCGAGAAUAAAAUAGUGUCCGGAAAUCUACGGAUCUUAGACCAUUAGUGAAUAAUAAUAUGUCGGCUGUGUCGCAGGGAUUUCAGGAUUAUUAAGGAUUUAGUGAGAUUCGCAAUCGUUACCUUAAAUCUGUAAAAUACUAUGCUUCUAAUUAAAAUUGGUUUGCAGUAAAUUAUUCUUCUAUUAAGCAUUUCACUUUAGGGUAAGACUGGUAUUUGUUUCUUAAAUGCUGUCCUGUAAGUUUUGAUUGGAUUAAAGGCGUUUUAUUCAACCAUGUUAUUCAUAAUGUAACAAAAAUUUAUGAACGAUGCGGGACUUUAAACCGGGUUUCGUCCGAGCGCUCUUUCCAACCAUCCAACCGUUCGAGUACGCAUGGAUCGUAAAUUUUGGUAUAUCUUGUUUUGUAUGAAUUCUUAGUAUAUGUUCAAGUUAUAUUACAGUUACCUUUUCGGAAACUAGGCGCAGAUCCGAUAUAGUCCGUAAAUUUUGGGAAAAUAUAAAUAAAAACUUACAAAUAUUUAAAAUAAUAAAAUUACACAAAUAAAUAUAUUGAUAUUAUGCGAUACAUGAUGGAAAUAUUGCGAUAAUCACGAAAUCCUUAAACAUCCUUCGAUAUGCAGACAGAAUUGAGUUUAUUAAAGGUGCAUGUUCACUUGAUAAAAUCAACGCAGGGCUUUACCAGUAUAGAUAUGUAUUAUUUUUUUAAUUUUCUACCAUUUUAUUUUCUUUUAAAAGAAAAUAUGUCAAAGAGCCUUCUAGAUAGAAAACCACAAAUGUGAUGUCAUAUUUUAUUGAUUUUUUUAUAUAAAUCUAUUUCAUGUACCAAUAAUAUUUUACUAUCUGUACCACAAUUUCUCGGAAAGGUCAUCGUUUCGAUGUGACAACUGGACACAAAGUUUAUUAUAGACAUUACAAAUUAUAAAUGUUGUCUACGUAGUGUAUUCAUUUAGUUUCUCUAUCUUUACGGAUAAGUUUUGCUAGUUACGUUAAAUAUAUAUUAUAAUUCUAUGAACCUAUAAGAAGCGCCGUGCGUGCGUUUACGUCAAGUGAACACGUUACUUGCGUAUACUGUAUAAGCCUCGUCAAUAGAGAAAUAAUUUAAUGAAACAGAAAACGUAAUAAUAGCUAUCACUUACAAUUCCGUUCUUAGAUUAUCCUUAAGAAUUUAUCUCAUUAUUUUCUUACUGACUUUUUUGCACGCAGUACACCCGCGUGUACAGAUAGCAAAACGGUUUGAUUGAAAAAUAAUAAUGAAAAGCGACGCCAUUUUAGAUUUCCUAUUGACUCGGGUUAUAUAAGCUAUAUUAUUGGUAGAUACUUGUUAGGAAUGUGAACUCGUAUCUAUUUUUUAUCUAGUUUUAGUAGCAGUUAGGGUUUCGAAAAAGUACAAUAACUUUAGGUUUUAAGUUGAUGAAAAUUUUCACAAUCAUGGUCAUUUCUAUAAGGCUUUUUUAUUUCACUAAAAGUACACUACUGGUGUUGCUUUAAAUAAAAUUAAGUAGGCACUCAUUAAUUCAUAUUUGUUUUCCUCUUUUUUAUAUUAUUUUUUACUAUACUUUUAUCUUAUACUAAAGUCUAAACCGAAUUUGUAAAAACUAUUAUAACAUAAUUAUUUAUUUAGUCUUUAGAUAGUUUUUUAAAAAUAUUUAUUUUUUCGCACAAAGUCUUGACUUUUACGUCAAAAUGAUAUUAAUCGUUAUAGUUAUUUUUUUUUAAAUAUUUUAUUAGGAUUAUGUUUUAUAACAGUAAUAUUUUACAAACGGUAUUGUGAAAACAUGCAAAAUGAACGUAAAUGCUCUCACCAUAAAAUAAACAAAACUUGCAUAAUGCAUGACGCUUAUGAUUAGUCAGGUAACAUGGAUUCAGCAUCUGUCAAAAGUGACGUUUAUUAAGAUGGUGUCUUCUCAACGACCACUGUAGUCUAUGUACCGUAUGUCAAUAAUACGAUUGAAUAAGAAAAAUAUAUGUUACUUAUUUUUUAGAUUUUUAGUAGAAGAAUGUGCAGAUGAGAAAGGUUUUUUAGUUUAGAGAUUAAGUUUGAAAUACAAAUAAUUUAUAUGUU
Molecule: messenger RNA, 3662 nt
Organism: Leptidea sinapis
Lineage: Eukaryota; Metazoa; Arthropoda; Insecta; Lepidoptera; Pieridae
Gene: UGP
Product: UTP--glucose-1-phosphate uridylyltransferase
Exons: 6
Coding region: 125-1648 (507 amino acids)
Biological process (GO): UDP-alpha-D-glucose metabolic process; glycogen metabolic process
Cellular component (GO): cytoplasm
Molecular function (GO): UTP:glucose-1-phosphate uridylyltransferase activity
Source: RefSeq, a predicted model, not a curated record